Messenger RNA from Diaporthe citri, 243 nucleotides. RefSeq lists its product as uncharacterized. The coding region runs from base 1 to 243 and encodes 80 amino acids. The record is from RefSeq and is a predicted model, not a curated record. The transcript is spliced from 2 exons. NCBI's taxonomy places the organism in Eukaryota, Fungi, Ascomycota, Sordariomycetes, Diaporthales, Diaporthaceae.
AUGCCUUCUUCCCAUAGUAGCUCAUGGUCAACGAUGUCCGGCAACGGGUACCGGGACAACGGCUGGGGCCGUAGCUACGGAGGCUACGACCCCCGGCUCUUCAACAACAACUAUCAGGGGCCCUAUCGUAUCAACCCGCAGCAGCAAUACUGGGGCAACUCCAGAAUCAUGAACUGGAUCCCGCGUCCGGCUACCGGCAGCUGGACUCCCUACUACGCUCCUGACUACCGUGGAUGGAGGUAG